GAAAUGCGGUUUUAAUGAAUGCGGCGACGGCGGCUUUAACCCCUAAUAUGAUCCUGUAUUUGAUGAAUGAAUAUCACAUGGAUAUGACUACUGGGUCUAAUAUUAUCUACAUCUGGUCAGCAGUUACCAACAUUGCUCCAGUUGUUGGUGCCUUUAUGGCGGAUUCUUUUGUGGGACGGUUCCAGACGAUAGGAUUGGGAUCUGUUGUCGCUCUUGUGGGGAUGUUUCUGUUUUGGCUGACAUCAGUGAUUCCGCAAGCAAGGCCCCCACCCUGUGUCGAUUCCACCAACAUUUGCAGAUCAGCAGAGAUGUUCCAACUCUUCUUCCUGUGUUUCUCUUUGGGUAUCGUUGCCAUUGGUGUAGCUGCAUUCAAAUCCACGUCUUUAGCAUUUGGUUCUGAUCAGUUAAAAUGGGAAGUACAUCAAGAAAAUCCGCGUGCAAUGGAGAGAUACUUCAGCUGGUACUAUGCCUUGUACGCUUUGUCUCUCGUGAUUGCUCUCACGUGUCUUGUUUAUAUCCAAGUCAACAUGGGGUGGGCUUUAGGUUUUGGAGCUCCUGUUUUGCUAAUGUUGUUUGCAACUCUUUCAAUUUAUUUGGGUACUCCAUUCUACGUGAAGCUGAAGCCUAAACCGAGCUUAAUGGCUGGCCUUUUUCAAGUGGUUGUAGCUGCUUAUAGAAAUAGAUGUCUCAGAUUGUCUUCAGAGAGUGCAGAUAUACUAUACCAUCAGAAAAAAGGGUCAACCAUAGUUCUUCCAAGUGAAAAACUAAGGUUUCUGAAUAAAGCAUGCAUUGUGCAAGAUCCUCAGCUAGACUUGAGCUCAGAUGGAGAAGCAACAGAUCCUUGGCGUCUUUGCACUGUAGAUCAAGUAGAGGAGCUGAAAGCAUUGCUCAAAGUUGUUCCAAUCUGGUUGACAGGGGUUGUAUUGGCCAUAAAUAUAAGCCAGACCUCUUUUCCAGUACUUCAAGCGAAUACCAUGGAUCGACAUAUUGGUUCAAGCUUUGAAAUCCCAGCUGCCUCCUUUGGCAUCUUUAUUGUCAUCUCUGGUAUACUUUGGAUUGUCCUCUAUGACUGUUUGAUUCUUCCCGUUGCAUCAAAAUUGACUGGGAAACCUGUUCACUUCAGCACGAAACAGAGAAUGGGGUUUGGUUUAGUUCUUUCCUUCCUUUCAGUCUUAGUGGUGGCAGUUGUGGAAGGUGUCCGGAGAAAUAUUGCAAUCACAGAGGGGUACUCUGAUGAUCCAAAAGGUGUUAUCCCUAUGUCAGCAGUGUGGCUACUUCCUCAGAAUUGCAUUACUGGCUUUGCAGAGGCCUUGAAUGCCAUCGGCCAAAAUGAAUUUUAUAUAUCAGAAUUUCCUAGAAGCAUGUCAAGUAUAGCUGCUUCUCUAAUAGGACUUGGUAUGGGAGUGGGAAACUUACUAGCUAGCUUUCUAAUGAAUACCAUCGACAACUUAACCAAAAGAGAAGGGCAAGAGAGUUGGAUAUCGAGCAAUAUAAACAAGGGCCAUUACGACUACUAUUAUCUGAUUCUUGCUGGAUUUAGUCUGGUGAACAUGCUGUGCUAUAUUGUUUGUAGUAGAGCUUAUGGUCCUUGUAAAGGAGAGGAAGAAGAGAUGAAGGAAGAGGAGGAUCCAUGAAUGUUGAGCAGGGCUGAUGUUAACGUUUGUAUCAAAUGAAGUUGUAGUCACUAGACUUUGUGGGGAUUAACUAAACAUAGUUAUGUAAGGACAUAUGUUAAUGUAUUUAUUGAAUUGGUUUGAUCCCAGUGUAAUAAAUAAAAAAUUCCAAUGUUUUGGCAAAAAA
Capsicum annuum is the source of this 1800-nucleotide messenger RNA. RefSeq names its product protein NRT1/ PTR FAMILY 1.2. Lineage: Eukaryota; Viridiplantae; Streptophyta; Magnoliopsida; Solanales; Solanaceae. The record is from RefSeq and is a predicted model, not a curated record. Gene Ontology annotation, cellular component: plasma membrane. Gene Ontology annotation, molecular function: transmembrane transporter activity. Gene Ontology annotation, biological process: oligopeptide transport; transmembrane transport.